GGAUUUUUGGUGCAUAACUCUGCCUAUAUGAAUGGUAGUGCCAAGAAAAUACAUAAACAUAUUGAGCAUUGUUUAGUUGCACAACUAAAAAGUUGCGCUUUAAUUAGGAUUAUGUUCUCUGGUCAGCAUAGAGAUAUUUGUGCGGAUCGGGGUUGUGAUAGCUGUCGUGAUUUAUCUGAAGACUGUAGGAAGAUAUCUUUAAACUCUAAUCAGUAGUACAAGGUUGCAAUCCUACUCCACCGUCUUCGUGAGCAACCGGGCAACCAUGACAAUUUACAGGUGGUAACCUGGUGGCCGACUAAUGGAUGUUUUAUCCUAAGGCCUUAAUGAUUGAUGAGGUCCAUUGUACUUGUAUUUCAAAUAUCAAACGGGCGAAACCAUCAUCAGACAAUACUAGUAUGCCUGUUGAUCAAAAGAAGAAACGUUUGCAUAAUAAUAAUAAUAAUACUAGUACCAAUACUAGUUUAUCACUUCCUAUGGCAAAAAAAGAUUGUAUUGAUACAUUCACUUGUUGGUCAAGUGGAGAUCAAGUGGAUUUUAUCUGUCAUUUACUAUCGAAAAUUUCACAUUUUCAACAAAGUCAAAUUAAUGACUUUUUAGAACCACUCUUGAAACGUGAUUUUAUUGUUGCCCUUCAAAAUCGUGGAGUUCCAUAUCUCGCUGAAAUGAUUUUAGUCCAAUUAGAUGCAUCCAGUCUACUUUCAGUUGAACUUGCUUCUAGGGGAUGGCAAUGGAGUGUAGCAAAAUAUCAACUUUGGCGACGUCUUCUAGCUCGUCGCGUAGCCACAGAUCCAGUAUGGCAUGGUCUAUGUGAACGUCGUGGAUGGAUUGAGUUUAUUGAUCAUUCUGAUCCAGCUUAUUUACCAGCAUUGCUUGAAAGACGUCGAGUUCCUAUAGGUGUUAGACAUAAAUUAACAGAAUUCUCUCCAUUCCUUGAUAGUAAUAGUUCAUGUAUAGAGUGUGAAGCGUCUAAACUUUCUCCAAAGUUAGAUUCAACUAGUAGUGGUAGCAGUAGUGCAAAUCACCAGCAGCAACAACAACAACAUCAACAUCCUCUAGCCUGUCAAUGUCAUUUAAACAAUCAACAUCCUGUAGUAUAUCCUUCUGAUUCAUCACAUACUCAUCACAUAUCAAGAACACAAAGUGUCUCUUUUUCAAGAGAUACCAUUCACGAUGCUCCUCCUGGCAGUAGCGGCAGCAAUAGCAACAGCCAUAACAACAUCAACACACCAAGCUGUUCUUUAAUUCCCUACAAUUCCAAUGACAGUGGUUCAAGUCAUCGAUUCACGAAUACAAAUUCAUCCAUCACCAUGGAAACUGAUUUACAUGAUGCCUUAUCCUAUGAAACUGUGAUGUUUGCUCAUCGUUUCUAUAAGCAGCUGUAUCCACGCAUAAUUCGUGACAUUGCGCGUGUAGAAGAUAACUGGACUAGAGGUCAAUAUCACUUAACCCGGAUCCCGUGUCGAAGUGAUGUUACAAAAGGUGUUUAUUGCCUUCAAUAUGAUAAGCAUAAAAUUGUUAGUGGUUUAAGAGAUGAUACUAUUAAAGUAUGGCAAAGAAUACCAAAUGUUUGUACAAUUAAUAAGAAUAAAGCUUCUACAUCGGAUGGUGCUUCUGCUCUCCCGAAUCCUGAUUCCACUUCUGGUGGCAGUGGUGUACAUGAUCCCACUUUUAAAAAUCGACCACGAAGUGAUGUCUCAGCCGGUGGAGGUGUCGGUGCCAGUGUUGCUGUUGGUGGUGCUGAAGCCUCGAAUCAAGAAGGUUUCAGUGGAGCAGCAUGCUCCGAUGGCUAUCAUUGUACACAAGUCCUUGAAGGUCAUUCUGGUUCUGUAUUAUGCUUACAGUAUAUUGGAAAUUUAUUGAUCAGUGGUUCAAGUGAUACAACUGUUCGUCUAUGGGAUCUAUCAACUGGUUGUUGUUUGAGUGUGAUUAAUCAUCAUGCAGAGGCUGUGUUACACUUAAGAUUUCGAAAUAACGUCCUUGUAACGUGUUCAAAAGAUCGUAGUAUAGCAGUUUGGGAUAUGGGUCCAUGGCCAAAAGAUGUUCAAUUGCGCCAGGUGCUUGUUGGACAUAGAGCCGCUGUCAAUGUUGUUGAUUUUGACGAUAAGUAUAUUGUUUCAGCUAGUGGUGAUCGUACAAUCAAAGUUUGGGCUACAGAUACCUGUGCAUAUGUACGCACGUUAACAGGUCAUCGACGAGGUAUUGCAUGCCUACAAUAUCGGGAUCGAUUAGUUGUUUCCGGCAGUUCAGAUAAUACAAUUCGUAUUUGGGAUAUUGAAACUGGUGUUUGUUUCCGUGUACUUGAAGGGCAUGAAGAACUUGUACGCUGUAUCCGAUUCGAUUCUAAGCGUAUUGUAUCAGGUGCAUAUGAUGGAAAAAUCAAGGUGUGGAAUUUAAAAGCUGCACUGAAUCCACGUUCCAAACCGAAUCAAUUGUGUAUUCAUACACUGCAACAGCAUACAGGACGAGUGUUCCGUUUACAAUUUGAUGAUUUCCAAAUUGUCUCUUCAUCGCAUGAUGAUACAAUUUUAAUAUGGGAUUUUGCUCGACCAGCUACUGGGAGUGAAGAACGCGAUGAUGGCUUUGACGAUGGAAUUAAUGCUGCACUAGCAUCACAGAAUAAUUGUUUAUGCUCUUUACGGUCAGCUGCUGUACAGUGUCAAGUGGCGCCGGAGAGUAAUUAUAAUAAUACUGUCAAUAAUAAUAAUAAUAGUAAUAGUAACAACAAUAGUAAUAAUGGUAAUAUUAAUAAUAAUAAUAACGUGACUGCUGCCAUCUCUAAUGGUAAUGGAAACAACACAAGAACACUUGCUGUUUGUAGCACAGACCAUCAUCGGCAUACUAGCUCAUCUUUAGCCCCCACUUCCAGUUCUUCGACUGCUGCUGCAGGUAAUGCAUCUGCUGUCAUCCCCACAGGUAACACUAGUGAUAGUAAUAAUAGUCAUAGUAAUGUGAAUAAUAAUGGAUCAGCUGUCAAUCCUAUUGCAAAUAUAAAAGCUGUUUUUAUCCCAUCAACUGGUAAGAAAUGAUUCGCUUUCUUACACACACAUACACACAAACACGAACUAACUAACUGUAUACGUGCAUAUAUACAUACAUACACACACACAUUUAUGAUACUGACUCAGUGGGUCUCUGCUUUUUAUCUUUUAACCAAAUGAAAAACCAAGUUUUAUUUUUGUUUCUUUGCUUGUACACAGUGCGUUUUCUCCCUUGUGUCACAUUUAAUUUUAAUCAAUCUCUACUAACUUUUUCUUCUUUUCGAAGAGUUAUCACUUUUUUCAUAUUAAUUAUCAAUAUUAUUACUAUUAUUAAUAUCAUCAUCACUGUGGUUCUUCAAAACUCUGAUAGAAAACGUUGUGAUUUAUCUCCCUCCCUCUCUCGACCCUAGUUCAAAUUUAUCCGAUGCUGUGUUGUUACUAGUACUACUUCCCGCCCCACCCCACCCCAGCGCCUUCGAUCACUGCCGCCUCCGCUCCCGUCCGUCGACACAUCCUGCUACUGUCGCCCAAUUUUACCCUGGCCCCGUGUUCAUUGGCGGUGGCGGCAGCGACCCGGGGGAUGGAGUUUGGUGGUGAUGGUGUUGUCGAAUUUAUGAAAUGUAAACACUACUAUAUAUUUCUACAAAUCACUAACAACUCUAUGUGUAUUGUUUCCCUUCUCCUCACCCCGCCCCCCACGAUUUUAUGAAUCCUUAUUAUUACUGAUACUAAACUAUUACAACACAUUGUCAGUUCACUUGCACAGUAAUUUACAUUUGUUUAUCACAUUCUUUAUCCAGUCCUUUUUCUCUUCCUUCGUCUGUCUGUAUGUUUGUCUGCUUAUCUAUCUGUAUGUCAAAUGUUUCCUUCGCAUUAUCUGACGAUUAUUUCUGUAUGUGUGUGUGUUCAUCUUUUCAGUCUUAUAAUGAUGAUGAUAAUGGUAUGUUCACACACUUAGUUAUUUUUAUUCUUGCAUAUAUAUAUAUAUAUAUAUAUA
This is a messenger RNA of Trichobilharzia regenti, 3978 nucleotides long. The record is from the annotation of a GenBank genome assembly. NCBI's taxonomy places the organism in Eukaryota, Metazoa, Platyhelminthes, Trematoda, Strigeidida, Schistosomatidae.